AUGCUAAAGUGGAUUGAAUUGGAUGUCGAAUUAGACGAAGCGUUUGUUUCAUUAGUGUUGGCGGUGGAAAACAUCCCACCGCUUGGUGCUGUUUUCGUCGUGGACGUUGUUCCAAAUGAAAAUCCAGGAAAUGUAGAGGACUGCGUGCUAGUCGCACCAGCGCUGCUACUAUUCGCUGUGGUCGUGGCAUUCAACGCUGCAUUGGGGCGGGAAGUAGUCCCAAAAUUGAACACUGGGGGUGAAGGUGUCGCCCCAAACAUCCCCGAGGCCGAAGAUGUCGCACUACUGGUUGUUUUGCUUGCUGCUGGAGCAGAAGUGAACGAGAAUAGCGACGGUGUCGAUGAUACUAUUGUCGCUACUGAUGUGAUCUUCGACGGAUCUGAAGCUGAGAAAAUGGAAGUGGGUGUAGUAUUGUUUGUGCCUGAAGAACUAGGUGGUUUAGACCCAAAAGGUGUGCUGGAAAAUCCGAAACUAAACGUCGAUGUGGUGUUAGUAGAGCUCGAGGAGCUUGUAGUUGCAGUAGACGAUAAAAAGCUUGGAAACCCAGUAGUUGUGGCAGAAACCGCUGUAUCAGACGGUGUAUUUGUUGUGGAAGGAACACUUAUCGAACCGAACGUAGACGCCGUAGUCAAAGACUCUGUCAUUUUAUUGACCGCUGUUGGAACUGCCGAUGCUGUAGUGGUUGAACUGGUAGAAGUGGCUGUUACAGGAGCUCCAAAGGACGGGCUACUAGUUGAACCAACAGGAAAGACAAACGAAGCUAUUGAACUGGUUGUGGGUAAUGCACUUAUUGAACCAACCGCAGUGGUAUUUGGAGCAAUCGUCGGACUACUGGUAGACAAUGUGCUUGGUAUAGUAUUGAUGGUGGUGCUUAACACAGGCUUGAAUCCCAGUGUUAAGGGCAGGGAAACAGAGGGUGUUGACGAAGUACUAUCAGUUUUCGCUGAGCUGACAGCCGAAGAGGUUGUAUUGAUAGUGGUCAGAGUUGAGGAAAACGCCGUUGAGGUAGAACCACCAAGUGGCAUGUUUGUGCCCCGGUCUACCUGCGCCGACAACAACUGA
Echinostoma caproni is the source of this 1062-nucleotide messenger RNA. The record is from the annotation of a GenBank genome assembly. Lineage: Eukaryota; Metazoa; Platyhelminthes; Trematoda; Plagiorchiida; Echinostomatidae.